This is a messenger RNA of Acanthamoeba castellanii str. Neff, 738 nucleotides long. RefSeq lists its product as uncharacterized. The transcript is spliced from 2 exons. Bases 1 to 738 code for a protein of 245 amino acids. The record is from RefSeq and is a predicted model, not a curated record. NCBI's taxonomy places the organism in Eukaryota, Discosea, Longamoebia, Acanthamoebidae.
AUGACAUCAACCAAGCUGCUCUGCAUUGUGGCUCUCAGCCUCACUGUUUUCACCAUUGCAGCCAUGGCCAACGGCAACUAUGAUGACAAGUAUGAUGACAAGCACUGUGACAACAAGGGGCUGUGCAAGGGCAGCUACUGGCCAGAUGGCAAGGGCUGCUGCCCAAAGAUCAUCCACGGCAAGGCCUACUACUUUGACAGCAACAAGUGCUACCCCAAGGACUUCAGCUGCAGUGUCUACUACGCUGAUGGCCACAGGUACUACCCAGAUGAGAAGGGCAACUACACCAAGGAUGGUGAGGACUGUGAUGAUGAGGGCAAGUGCCACAAGUACUGCAUCUGUCCAGAGCACGAUGACAACUGCCACAAGAGGUCAACCACCAGGAAGCACCACCACACCACAUCAACCACCAAGGAGUGCCCCAAGGAGACCACUACCACAAAGAAGCAGACCACCACGCCCAAGGAGACCACUACCACCAGGAGGGAGACCACCUCAACCAGGAAGGAGACCACCUCAACCAAGAAGCACCACACUACCUCAACCACUGAGGAGUGCCCCAAGGAGACCACCUCAAUGAAGAAGCACUACUACACCACUAGUGAUAAGUAUGAUGACAAAAAGAAGCAGUGCCACAGCAGCCAGUGGAGCAACAACAACAGAUGCUGCCCACACAAGAUCAGCCACCAGUGGUACUACCGUGACGCCCACAGCUGCUACCCAGUCAAGUGCAAGUGA